AUGGCAGCAGCAAAGCCCAAAGGACAGAACUCUCUGGCCCUCCACAAAGUGAUCAUGGUGGGCAGUGGUGGAGUGGGGAAGUCAGCCCUCACUCUGCAGUUCAUGUAUGACGAGGUAAGAAAUAAUAUUUGUCAGAAGAGCAUGUUUUUCAGUCAAGGUUGGCUGUUUUGGGAGGCCUACUUCUCUUCUGGAUAACAUACGUUUUUGGCCUACAUCCAACUAGGCCAGGGGUGGGCAAACUUUUUGGCUCGAGUGCCAAAUCAAUAUAUAGAUAGAUGGAUAUAGAUUUGGCCCUCGAGCCAAAAAGUUUGGCCACCCCUGGCCUAGAUAGUUGGUUGUAGGCCAUAAACAUCUGUUAUCCAGAAGUUAUUUCAAAAUAUAUAGGUCCAUUAUCAUUUCUACAUUCUGUCUGAAUUUAGAUGUUCAAGUUAGGGAUGCACCGAUGUGGAUGUUCUGGGCUGAUACCGAUAUCCAAUUUUCUUUUUCAUUUUAUGGUCUUUUUAACCAUUGUAGCACAGAAACUGCAGGUACAUUUCUAUGUUCAUAAGGCUAAUAAGAAAAUAUGUCAUAACUUGAAUAUGGUAAUGGAGUUACUAUUUGCAUCAGUAUGUGACUGAAAUGCAUCAAAUGUAUUGGGAAGUUCAGGAAAACAUCAGGGAAGCUCAUCAGGUAAUUAUUGUUUGUGUAGAAAGGAAGUCCCUUAUGUCUCCUGCUCGACUGGUGAGCGCUGUAGAGAAUCCCCCCCCCCCCCCCCCCCCCCCCAAAAAGAAAACAUGUACGUGUCACAACCGUUCAAAAGUUAAAGCCAAAUUUGUACAAAGAGAACUGAAACCGCUCUGUCUGUAUGAAACCGCUAUGGCGGAUAUCUGAGUUUACUCACGUAACUAUGGUUCUAUGAACUAAGCGGCACGUUCAGUUGACAAGAUACAAAAAUAUUCCAGGAACCUUCUGGCGGUCUAAACCAAACGUCAGUUUGGCCGGCCUUGAUCUAGGCUUAUCUCAUUACCCCAAUUUUGCGGUUGUGUGCAUAAACUCACUUGGUAGUAAUUGAUUGUGUGUUGAUGCUACCCCCUUAGUUUGUUGAGGACUAUGAACCAACCAAAGCGGACAGCUACAGGAAAAAGGUAGUUCUGGACGGGGAGGAGGUCCAGAUAGACAUCCUGGACACUGCAGGACAAGAGGACUAUGCUGCCAUCCGGGACAACUACUUCCGCAGUGGGGAGGGCUUCCUCUGUGUCUUCUCCAUCACUGAGGCAGAGUCGUUUGCAGCUACAGCAGACUUCAGGUUGAGCAGCACGACAACUCCAUGUGGUUACAUGUCAUAGUCCCAUAGUUGUUAAAUGUCAUAGGUCCACUGUCAUCUAAUGACUCUGCUCUGCAGGGAGCAGAUCUUGCGGGUGAAGGAGGAUGAGAGUGCACCCUUCCUCCUGGUGGGGAACAAGUCUGACUUGGAGGACCGGCGGCAGGUCAGCGCGGAAGAGGCCAAGGCGCGUGCUGAGCAGUGGGGCGUGUGCUACGUGGAGACCUCUGCCAAAACCCGUGCCAAUGUCGACAAGGUGAGUCAGACGGGUUGAGGUGGGUUGCAUCUACCAACCAGGGCUCAGCAGUCUGCUCCCAGCUCCUCUACAUUCACAAACUGCAGAGAAGGUUGUCUUGGAUGUUACAUAGUAACAUGAUGCCAUAUCUGUAGACGGACUGUGUUUAUACUCGUCUUUGCAGGUAUUCUUUGACUUGAUGAGAGAAAUCCGAGCGAGAAAGAUGGAGGACAGUAAAGAGAAAAACGGCAAGAAGAAAAGGAUAAGUUUGGCCAAGAGGAUUAGAGAGAGAUGCUGCAUUUUAUAGUGACAAGGGGGCCAGUGAUGACUGCUUUAUGUAUAUACAUAUUUCACCUAUUUUUGCAUUUGAUUUGUGCCCAUAGAAUCCCCUUACUCCUGGUUCUGGUACCCAGGGAUUCUGGUCUUGGAUCAGAAGUAA
Messenger RNA from Coregonus sp. 'balchen', 1974 nucleotides. NCBI's taxonomy places the organism in Eukaryota, Metazoa, Chordata, Actinopteri, Salmoniformes, Salmonidae. The record is from the annotation of a GenBank genome assembly.